Molecule: messenger RNA, 534 nt
Organism: Durotheca rogersii
Lineage: Eukaryota; Fungi; Ascomycota; Sordariomycetes; Xylariales; Xylariaceae
Exons: 2
Coding region: 1-534 (177 amino acids)
Source: RefSeq, a predicted model, not a curated record
AUGGUGACAAUGCGCGAUGACCGCACGCACCCGCUCCUGGCGCAGGUGCCCCUGACCGUGUCGCCCUUCGUCUCGCUCCCGACGGCCGCGACGCUGCCGUACACGUACAAGGCGAUGCCGUCGACGCUGCCGGCGCCGGCGAGCGGCGUGACGGGCGCGUCGGACGAGAAGGUGCGGUACGUGGUGGCGCCGCAGUCGGGCCACGCGGCGCACCCGGACGACAUCGUGGCGUCGUGCCGCGCGCUGGGCGCCCACAUCGCGCGCGUCCAGGACGAGUCGGAGCGCCUCCUGCGCGAGCUCGACGCCCGCCUGCGCGCUCGCGACCUCGCCGAGAAGCGCCGCGUCGCCCCCGGCUGGCUCGACAGCGACGCCCGCCUCCUCCAGCCCGAGCGCAAGGCCGCCGCCGCCGCCGCCGCCGUCGCCGGCCGCUUCGCCGAGAUGAGCAUCGCCGACCUCGACGGCCCCGUCUCCGCUAUCAGCGAGAUGGCCGUCGACCAGGGCGAGGAGCUCGAUCGAGCUUUCGGCGGCAAGUGA